GCAGAGCCUAUCUUCUGCAUGAGACUUUCUAGCUUGUUAGCCUCUUUUCCAGCUUCCGGGACUGGGGAGCGGUGAGAGGGUUCAGGAAGUUUGAGCUUUUCGCGCUGAGCCAACAGUGGUAUCGGUAAACAAAUUGGUUCGGAGAUUUCUUGUAAGCAUUUCAUUUUCUUGUUCCCUCGCUCUGAUAGGUGCUGGCAACCAGACAGGGAAGGAUGUGGCUGCCCGGGAGGGCUGAGUCACCCGCAGAAACUAGUUUUGAACUUGGUCUGGAAAGAGCCAGUUAAGUCUUUGGACGCUUUGUGCUAGCUUCAUCACAGCUAACGCAGAGGAGAAGAAACAAAACCAGGAAAAAGCGGCCCAGAAUGGCUCUUGAAGAGGACCAACAGCAGCAGGCGUGGGUUGAUUUAGCGACAAAGUAUCCUGAACUAGUUGUGCAAGUAGGAAAAAUAUGUUUUGGUGAAAAAUCAAGAAAAAAGAUAUCAAAAAAGUUAAGACAAGAUCAAAAAUACACACUUGCCUGUGCAGCAUGUGCCUUGCUAAACUCUGGAGGAGGUGUGCUAAAAGCAGAGAUUGAAAAUGAAAACUACAACUUUGAGAGAGAUGAAAUUGGACUGGAUAUAGAAGAGACUUUUCGAUCUCUUCUUCUGUCACCAGAUUUGGCAAAAUACCUUGACUUUCAACAGCAAGAUAAUUACCUUUUGAUUUUUAUUAAAACCUGGAGCAGUGAAAAAUCUUCCUUAAACUCUAGCAUUGCAAAACCACGUAUCUGUAGCCUGACUUCUAGGUUGUAUGCAAAAUGUGGUGCUUCUCUUUCUCAUAUGAGCCCUACAGAGGCUUUUGGAUUCCUUGAAGGAAAGCAAGUUGAAGCCAAGAGAGAAGCGAGCUCAGGACCAACUGCUAAGAAAAGGAAAAUAAGGGAUGCUGAAGGAAUGAAGGAUAUCAUAAACAGUACUGUUGAUGAGUUUUUUAACAGGGACCAACUGCAAUAUGGAGAGACUUUGAAUUUCACCGAGUCGGGAGAUGUGGAAUUUAAACACUAUUCAACUGAGAAAUUCUUGACUCGUGUUAAAGAGAUUCUACCUCAGUAUAUAUCUGGGUUUGCCAACACUCGUGGAGGGUAUUUAUGGAUUGGUGUGGAUGAUGAUAGGAGAGUACAAGGAUUCAUCAGCAGUGAUGAGGACCUUGAAAAAUUAAGCCUUGAAAUCAAGUCCAUUCCACGCAAAUUAAAGCUCUUCCAUUUCUGUGAUAGUGAAUAUAAACACACCAUAAAGUAUGAACACAAAAUCCUCAAAGUAUACAAUGAGCAUGGAGAGCACUGUGGAUAUGUCUGUGCUGUGAAAAUUGAACCAUUUACUUGUGUCGCAUUUUCAGAAGAUCCAGAUUCGUGGCUUGUGCGAGGCAGCAAUAUCGACAGACUGACAGCAGUUGAGUGGGCCAAAUGGAUGACCUCCAAUGAUCCAGAUCUUUCUCAGUUUUCUGACACCUUCAAGCUAGAGCUCAGUCUGACAGAGGGGCCACCGCUUGCCAAGUCAGUUUAUUCACAUCAGGGCCUUGACAGCAUUGAUGAUCUUCAUAAACAACUGUUUCCAGUGAAAUCUCACAACAUAACAUACACACCAGAAAAACUCAGAGAAGAUCUCUUCCAAGAGUACCCAGGGUUGGCUAAUUUACUGGAAGAACAAUUGAAGGAGCUUUCUGCGGGAGUUCUGAUAUUUUCCAGAAGCUGGGCUGUUGAGGUCGGCUUGCCAGACAACCAAUUUGUAAUUUGUGAUGUUCUCCUAAUAGCCAAGGGUAGGCCACCUACCCUUUAUACAGUCUGUAAAUCUCCCAUCACUAGGUUUUUGUUUGACUACUCCAGACUCACAGCCUGGAGGCUGAAGCAGAAAUUAGUCAACACCGGGGGCUAUAUUCACAAGCUGUGUAUAAUACCGAAGCUACUGUCUUUGCUUCCAGACAUUAACUGUGGAAAAGAAUGGGAUCUGAAUAUUCAAGAAAUGUAUCCCCAAAACUAUAGCGUAAUCAACAGUGACAAUUUGAAUGCCUUCCUGUGUGCUCUUACAGUAGCUUUGCUGAGUUUCCAGUCCUUUUUAAGUGACCAUCUUGGUUCUGAGUUUUUCAACCUCUUGACUGUCAAACAAUACCAGCUACUGUCAGAAAAUCUUCAUAAAACUAAGAAGCUGUUUGUUCAUGGCCUGCCAGGAACAGGAAAAACUGUAGUGGCCCUGAAGAUCAUAGAGAAAAUAAGAACUAUGUUUCAGUGUGAAAAAGAGGAGGUUCUUUACAUAUGCGAGAACCAACCUCUGAGAGAUUUUGUGAGACAGAAAAACAUUUGCCAUGCUGUUACAAGAGCAACAUUUUUGAUGAGAUCAUUUGAUGAGGUGAAGCACAUAAUAAUUGAUGAAGCACAGAAUUUCCAAGCUGGGGAUGGUGAUUGGUACAACAAAGCCUUGCAUCUGACUUCAUCACAACAUCUCUCUAAGCCUGGCUUUCUCUGGAUUUUCUUGGACUACUUACAGACAAGUCACUGCUUUCGAACCGGUCUUCCAUCAGUGGAAUGGCAUGAUCCAGUAGAGUCACUAACCAAAGUGGUCCGUAAUGCUAACCGUAUCUAUUCCUAUGUAAAAGCAAUGAUGGAAGAUAUUGUAGACAAUCCUACGCUAAAUAUUCCCAUACAACAUUUAGAAGAGUUAUUAUAUAAAGCCACGUGUGCUCAUGCUGUGCAAGGUCAUGUUAAAGAACAAAGGAAGCUAGAUAGAAAUGGAAUAGCAAAAUAUGUAGUAGAACAUUGUCACAGAUAUCUUAAAAUGGGUUAUGCUGAGAAAGAUAUUGCUAUUUUGUGCUACAGAGAUGAAGAGGUAAGAGCAUACGAUCAAAUACUAAGAUCAGAACUGAAGAAAUCCAAGUCAAAUAUGUCAUUAGCAAAAAUGGAGGGAGGGAUGGAAACAUGCACUGUUCUUGACAGCAUCCGUCGUUUCUCUGGCUUAGAGAGAAACAUUGUGUUUGGUAUUAUUCCUGUUCCUAUGCCCUCCCAGGAAGAAAUUUUCAGAAACAUAAUAGUCUGCGUAGCAUCCAGAGCUAAUUUACAGCUACAUUUGCUAUUUGAACAUUGGGAUCCUAGAUAGUUUUCUGACCCCAAGAAGGCCCUUAGAGAGGACCAUGGUUAUAUUUUCUGAAAGUUUUUUGGCUCUGUGUAAAGUGUAAAGAUUUCUUUUGCAGGCCUUUGCAAUAGCCUACUGGCCUUGGGAAGCCCUUACAGUCUGUUUUAAACCAAAGUUACAAAAAGACAUGAAGAAGAGAUACUUCAAAUGACAGUAGAAUUACAUCAGUCACUGGACACUCCUUUCAAGGUCUUGCAAAGCUCUACUCUCAGCCUUUGACUGCACAGGAGUAUGUUGGCAAGUGAAAGCCACUAUGCUAGGUCAGGAAACUGGAAGACUUUCUGGCUUUCACCAGCUCACUCCCUUACACAUAAUAAGCUACCAAACAGCUUAGGCAUCCAAUGUUGAAAGCCAUUUUUUAAAAGAUAGCCUCCUUUCAGAUACUCAGAAAAGAAAGAAAAAAAAAAAAGGGGGGAGGGGGCUUCUGUCCAACUUUCAGCUAGGAAACACAAAUAAAUGGCUUUUACAGAAGCAGCUUGCCACUCUGAACACCAGAGACAGUCAGUAGAGGUUGAAAAACUCACAGCUCCAAAGAGAAGAGUUAGUGGACAAGGGAAGCAGUCCAUACAUGACUUUAGAUAGCAAUGGCAUUUUUUGUCUUUGUUUCAGACAUACUGGCUAGGUAAAAAUACCCAUAGAGAAUUAGGUGCAAAUACUUUUGAAAGACAGAUCCAAAAUUCUUAAAACUGGGCAUCCAAAAUUGAGGGCCAGAUGAAAACAAACCUGAACAUGGACACACAUUGUUUUCCUUGUAGUAUAACAGCUAGAGCAGGUAGAUACUGAUCUGCAUAUGGGGAAAUUACUGACAUUUAUUAUGAUGAUCCCUGUUAGAACUAUUUUAAUGCACUUGACUUUACUUUUAGAUCAUUGUUGAGUAAAAUUCUAGUUGCUAUCUGCUGACUUUUUUCCCCUCCAGGGACUAAAGGGACUCAUGAUCUGUAUUGUGUAUAGCAUAUAUAAAGAAUCUGUGCUUGAAUGUAAACAUUUACACAGUAAAUGCUGA
Messenger RNA from Struthio camelus australis, 4161 nucleotides. RefSeq names its product schlafen family member 13-like. The record is from RefSeq and is a predicted model, not a curated record. NCBI's taxonomy places the organism in Eukaryota, Metazoa, Chordata, Aves, Struthioniformes, Struthionidae.